AUGCCCCUUGUACAUUGGGAUGAUGAUGUGCGCGUUCCAUUGACAUUAUAUCGUCAAGAUUCAAGUAAUAACACAUUAUCUCCGACGCAGCCUUCUAUCGAUGAAACUGCGUUGGACCAAUCGACCACAUCACAUACUUCUCAUCUCGACCAAAUACGAGAUGCAGCUCACUACAACAGUCUAAUUACAUGGAUGCGACAAUCAUUCCCGGAGAAGUGGGAUGCUGGGACAGGCGUAUGGCAGGCACCCCGCGGCAGGGAACAUACAUGA
Molecule: messenger RNA, 270 nt
Organism: Malassezia restricta
Lineage: Eukaryota; Fungi; Basidiomycota; Malasseziomycetes; Malasseziales; Malasseziaceae
Exons: 2
Coding region: 1-270 (89 amino acids)
Source: RefSeq, a predicted model, not a curated record